GGACCAUGAGUAGCUGCGGGAAGAAGGCCCUGACCCUGCUGAGCAGUAUCUUCGCCGUCUGCGGCCUGGGCCUCCUGGGCAUUGCUGUCAGCACUGACUACUGGCUCUACCUGGAGGAGGGCGUGGUCCUGCCGCAGAACCAGAGCACUGAGAUCAAGAUGUCCCUACACUCGGGCCUCUGGAGAGUCUGCUUCCUGGCAGGCGAGGAACGGGGCCGAUGCUUCACCAUAGAAUACGUGAUGCCCAUGAACACCCAGCUGACAUCCGAGUCCACAGUCAAUGUGCUAAAAAUGAUUCGCUCUGCCACACCGUUCCCGCUGGUCAGCCUUUUCUUCAUGUUUAUUGGCUUUAUCUUGAGCAACAUCGGACACAUCCGUCCCCACAGGACAAUACUGGCUUUUGUCUCUGGCAUCUUCUUUAUCCUUUCAGGCCUUUCUCUGGUGGUUGGUCUGGUGCUCUACAUCUCUAGCAUCAACGAUGAGAUGCUCAACAGGACCAAGGACUCCGAGGCCUAUUUCAACUACAAAUAUGGAUGGUCGUUUGCCUUCGCUGCCAUCUCCUUCCUUUUAACAGAGAGCGCCGGAGUCAUGUCUGUGUACUUGUUCAUGAAGCGGUACACGGCUGAAGACAUGUACAGGCCUCACCCCGGCUUCUACCGCCCGCGACUGAGCAACUGCUCUGAUUACUCGGGACAGUUCCUACACCCAGACGCCUGGGUCCGGGGCCGCAGCCCCUCGGACAUCUCCAGCGACACCUCCCUGCAGAUGAACAGCACCUACCCAGCUUUGCUCAAGUGCCCCGACUAUGACCAGAUGUUGUCGUCCCCCUGCUGAGCCUUGGCUGCCCACCUCCCUUGACUGUGG
Chrysochloris asiatica (Cape golden mole) is the source of this 863-nucleotide messenger RNA. It is a transcript of the gene CACNG5, whose product is annotated as calcium channel, voltage-dependent, gamma subunit 5. The record is from RefSeq and is a predicted model, not a curated record. Gene Ontology annotation, molecular function: voltage-gated calcium channel activity; channel regulator activity. NCBI's taxonomy places the organism in Eukaryota, Metazoa, Chordata, Mammalia, Afrosoricida, Chrysochloridae. The coding region runs from base 6 to 833 and encodes 275 amino acids. Gene Ontology annotation, biological process: postsynaptic neurotransmitter receptor diffusion trapping; regulation of AMPA receptor activity; neurotransmitter receptor internalization. The transcript has 5 exons. Gene Ontology annotation, cellular component: AMPA glutamate receptor complex; postsynaptic density membrane.